Molecule: messenger RNA, 4724 nt
Organism: Dreissena polymorpha
Lineage: Eukaryota; Metazoa; Mollusca; Bivalvia; Myida; Dreissenidae
Product: ankycorbin-like
Exons: 10
Coding region: 569-3262 (897 amino acids)
Molecular function (GO): protein binding
Source: RefSeq, a predicted model, not a curated record
GGCAAUCACCUACCAGGAAGUUGCGAUAGUCCUGUUUUUGUUGACUUAAAUCAAAUGCGAGGAAAGCCGAUACAUAGCUGUACAUAAAUAAAAUACGGGUCAUUGUUAAGAGUAUUGAGGAAUCAUGUUUAAUACUUUGGUUGUAUCGUUUAUAAAUUAUUAGUUGCAGUUUUCAGGAUAAAUGGCAGUUCUUGGCUUUCUACAAAGAAACGAUAAAAACUAGUCUUUCCAAGAAGCAAAAGUUUGACAUCGCCAGAAAGCAAAGUUUACACUUUCUAUAAAACUUAUGAAGGAACUCAUUGGUCUUCUAUGGGACCAUCAUCAGUCUGAGUCGAAUGAGAAAGGAAAAGCAAACAUGGAAUAAAUUCUGUUUGUUGAAUUUGAAAUUGAACGAAAACAUGGUGUUGUUAUGCAUGGAUUUUUAAACUUAUUGGUGGGAAAUCUAUAUACUCUGUUUACUAAACGGGUCAGUUAUUCACGAUGAACCGAGUCCGUGUCGUGCAAUAGUCUUAGUAAUGGUUAGUCUGCGAAACAGUGCAACAGGUACCCGUAUAUUCGCGCGUCUAGAAUGGAAUUGAUUACGGCGUCGAAAAACGGAAACUUUGAAACUGCAUUCAAUCUGCUUCAAGCCGGCGUAACCCCUCGGGUGACGGACAAGGACCAGGCUACGCCCCUUUACUGGAGCGCGUGCAAUGGCCAUAACAGCCUGUGUGAGAUCCUCAUUCAAGCCGGAAGUGACGUAAACAAGAAGGUCACGUGGGGUUCCACCCCGCUGCACGCUGCCGCGGAUAGGGGUCAUAAAGACUGCGUUGAGACUUUGAUUCAAAGUGGAGCGGAGAUCAACUGUCAAAAUGACCGAGGGGACACAGCGCUCCACAAGGCAGCGUACAGAGGACAUUAUGACGUCAUCAUGACAUUGCUGAAGGCGCGCGCUAACGUCACGAUACGCAACGAAAAAGGCAAGACGCCGCAAGGGGAGGCUCUCGAAGGGGGUCAUCGGGAUCUUGCUAUCAAGCUUUCACAGUUCUCAAACGGUGUGAGGAACAUACCUGUAGAUGAACGAGAUCGAAGACCGGAAAUCGGGCGGCUCCCGUUGGAUUUAAACCGGAAGUCGACACCCACCCGGAUGUGCACCGGGGCUCCGAGCGAGCACGAGAGCAGCGAGUAUGAAAAUAUCCAACUUCAGUGUCAGUCUCCGAGGAUCGAGAUCGCUCCGCCCAUUGUUUUACGUCAGACGUCGAUGGAUGUGCUACCCCCGCCACGCCCACCGACCACUCUCGGUCGCAGUAUCAGCUUCAGCGGCCAUCACUCGCGCCCGCCGUCCAGCUCCCGCCUACCCUCCGAGCACGCCUUUCUCAACCCGCACAUGGAGGUCCGUGCAAAUUCCGUUGGAAACAUGAAUCAGCUCCGCCCCAACGACGCCGGUGACGCCAUCAGGAACUAUUCCUCCAUGGAAUACGUGAACGCCAAUCACCUCUUUGACUCUGAGUUGUCGUCGCCGACCGAAUUGUCAGAGUCGUCUGCCUACAGCAGCGAUACUUCAUGGAACACGACGUCAAUUACGUCAUCGCCACGGAACGUUCCUUUGAACACGUGCGAUCAAAUUGUUCCUCAACGAGAUACGCCCCAAAUGUUGCACGCACCGCGGCAGAUCAGACCGAACAGGAGCUCUCUCGGAUCUAUGAUGCAGUUUGAUUCAAAUUGUGGCAUCGACGUAAAUUCAAGUGUUCGAGAAUUCGUAGCGAAACUGAACAAACAAUUAGUGGAAUCUUACAAAAACAACGAGCAACUUACCAUAGAAAACGAUUCGCUGAAGUUUAAAUGCUCGACACUUCUAAAUCGACUAACCGAAACAGAGCAACAACUUCGCGAUAAACAGCAAGAAUUGGCAUGCCUCGAAGAGCUGCUCGAGCAGCAGCGACAACUGCGUUCCCGCACCGAGGCUUCUGCAGGCACCGGAAGUUGUGAAAUCUCGGAGACGAAAUCUCGCGAGAGGAACGGGCUACUGCAGUUUACGGAGCACAUCGGCAAGUCCAUGACGGAGGAUGCUCUCGACGAGAUGCAAGACGUGUUGAGGGAAACUCUACAAAAUCACGCCCUAGUAUGCGAGACGGAGGCGCCGGAACUUGACGCCCCACACAGAGAGUGGCUGCCCGGAGUGGAUUACGUCAUAGUCGGAAGUGAGGCCCUCGAGUGCAGAUACAUCUACAAGACGGACGCACUUCCGAUCUGCCUCGUAUUCAACAUAAAACAUUUGAACACCGGACGGCCUCUACGGUUGAAGGUUUUAAUCCUUCGACAAAGGUCUUCCAAUGUCGACUCAAGUUAUAAAACAGAACUCGAUAUAGUAGAUCAACUCGGUGACAACAAGCACAUGGAAACCUGUUUGCAUUCCUUCGAAGGACCGGCUCAGCGAUUUGUGAAAUUCAUUCCCCACAAAUUUACAAAAAUGCUUGAAGCAGAACAAAUAUCGCCCCGAUCUACUUUUAUUGUGAAUGAACAAUUGAGUUCUUUGGUUAGUUUUAUCAGUUCUUGUGAAGAGACUUUUGACGGACUACUUUCUCUGUUUACAAUUCAGUGCUUUUAUAAACUAUUUAGCGUUCUAUGUUGUUUAAGUGAAACGGGUAUUCAACACGGAAGCAUUAGUGAGGACAGUGUAUUUAUCGACGAUUGUUUGAACGUAAAACUUGGGAGAUUUGAAACCGCAUCUACCUCGGGUUGUAAACAAGCAAAGGCGAACGGAAAACGACUUCCUGCAGAAAGUGACGAAGCAUUUAAUGAUUACGAAAACGUCCCUCAUAUUCAAAGAGGUUCCCAGACAAGUCAUGUCAGUGACGACUACAGCCCGGACGUGUCGGCUCUGUGCGCCCUCUUCACCACCAUUUUCCAGCGCGUACAGGUCUCGUGCACACCAGCAUCACUUGCGCACGCGCACACGGACCGACGUCUGCGGGUCUUCGCAUACCGCGUGGUCUCGGACUUUACUUCAUGGAGCGCGUAUAGAAUCAUGCAAAGUUUGGGAUUCCUUCUGCUCGGCGAUGACGUCAUCAAGGUGAAUACAGAGUUCGCGUGCCGGGCCUUUGUACAGACCCGGAUGUUACGAUUGUUGGCCACCACGCCACCUUGCGUCAGCCCAUGCAAUCCCGACAGGCAGUCGAAACUGCGAAAGGCUGUGGAGAGGAAUCGCCAUGAAAUCGAGGCUCAUUUCCUGUGUAAUACAUCCGUGAAGCAGAUCCUUCGACUAGCGCAAGAGCUGCGAUGACAGGGCACAGGCAUACACACUGCACGAAGUUACAUUAACCGAUUUUUGCCUAGAGGACUCUCCCAUCCUUCUUAAUUGGAUCAAUUUAUUUCCUAAUUUAGGGAUGUCUAGUAUAUUUAUUUCUAUAUUUAGAAUAUUUCUUACAGUAAUUCAUUUAAGCAAACAGCGCAGGCCCUGAUGAGACGCCGCAUCAUCAUGCGGCGUCUCAUCUGGGUCUACAUUGUUUACCAAUGCCUUUAUUUUAGACGCUAGGUAUAAAUGGUUGAAGCGUAGGCGACGAGGUGUUUGACAUUUUAAAAUUUCAUUUACUGUUAGGACAUAUACUUGACAUUUACUUUAAACGCUGUUGACGUCAUAAAUAUGUUAAAUCUGUGAUACUGACGCAGCAUUUAAAGUGCUGUACGAAAUAAAGCACAAUAUUAUGGUAAACUUAGAUCUAGGCAAGGUAUGAAUAACUGGUGCAUCAAGCUCACGACUCUCAUGUACGUGGUCGUUGAUGAGAUUGGACAUGAAACACCUGCCGUUACAUUCACAUGACAUAAGCGUUACAUUUACAUAGCCUCUCAACGAGUUUCGACAGGGAGGCGGAAAGAACGACAACGGGCGAGGCAUGGUAUGGUAUUGCGCAAGGGGGGGGGGGUAUAGGGUUAGGGUUAGGGUUAGUGUUAGGGGUCGGGUUAGGGUUUGGGUUAGCCUAAACCCAACCCUAACCCUAACCCGACCCCUAACCCUAACCCUUACCCUUACCCUAACCCUUCUUUGGGGUUAUCACCCCUGACCAUGCCUCGCCCGUUGUAGUUUUCCGCCUCCCGUUUCGACAAGAUUUUAUAAGGGAGAUCAUCUUGAUAUAAAAUUUGGAGCUUUUGCCGAUGACACUAAUCGCGUUUAUAGUUGCAAAGAAUUUUGCAAGGAAAUUUCAGGAAUCCAUCAUCAAGAGAAUUCUAAUGACAAAUUGAGAAAACACAGCUUGUUUUCGUGAAAUAAUUAUUGAGUAAUUUGACCAAUUUUAAUAACUUUGCUGAUGUUUAAAAUGCAAUUAUAAUUUGUAUGCGCUGCCAAAAGCCAUUCGAAAGGCAUCUGUUAGGGACUGUGUAAACUCACGCAUUCAAACAGUCAACCCACAUCUUUUUAUGAACAAGUAUAUUUUAAGCAUAUGUAUUAAGCCUUCACGUAAUAUAUAUUGUACAUCGACACGUUAUGUAUAUUGCAUUGUGACACAUAAUUUAUAUUGUAUUGUGACACGUAAUGUAUAUUGUAUUGCAAUGCCAUUUAGAAUAUUAUGAAACAUGUAAGUUUGGAGACAACUGAGUUGUGUGGUACAAUAUGCAUGUUAUGAAGCUGUAUCUACCAUGAUCAUUCCACCAUUUUACUUGCUUGAUUAAGAUUUGCUUGCACAGCGAUUGUAUAAAUUGUCAAGAGUUAUGUUGUGCGGAUAUAAAACAAUAGAACUUCAGCGAACUAA